Messenger RNA from Triplophysa dalaica, 4229 nucleotides. It is a transcript of the gene mylkb, whose product is annotated as myosin light chain kinase b. The record is from RefSeq and is a predicted model, not a curated record. Gene Ontology annotation, molecular function: protein kinase activity; ATP binding; protein binding. Gene Ontology annotation, biological process: protein phosphorylation. The transcript has 17 exons. Bases 181 to 3123 code for a protein of 980 amino acids. NCBI's taxonomy places the organism in Eukaryota, Metazoa, Chordata, Actinopteri, Cypriniformes, Nemacheilidae.
CUGUGACUGGAAGCCAAAAGGAGAGCAGGACCUCCACAGAGUGACUGGAUCUGUGGGAAUCAGAAGGAACAUCAACAUCCAUAUCAUCUAAAGGCUUGCUUAAAAAAUCAGAAAGGAACGGAGAAAGCUAUCCUUCGCAUAUUUUUUUCUAUUUUCCAAAAGAUAAGUAAAGAAAGACAGAUGACGGAUUUUAGGUCUGCUCUAAAGCCCCGAUCGGGGCCUAAACCCGGGUCUGAGAUCAAGACAAGCACCCCAGCAAAGGUUGAUUUCAGAUCACUGCUUAACAAGAAAGACGGUUCCCCCAAAGGGCCUGCUGCCACGCCACCUCCCAGCAGCACACCUUCAGAUUUGAGGUCCGUCUUGAACAAGAAGCAAGCUCCACAACCAGAGAAGAAUGAGGCGAAUGAGCAAAACUUGUCGAAACCAGGACCCAAGAUACCUCAGAAGGACAUUCAAAGCGGAAUCAAUGGUAUGAACGGAGGUGCGAUUGAUAAAAAAGUAACCGUAACAGAAAAAUCAACAACGGAGAAAAAAACAAGCAGUGUGACGGAGAACAAAACCACCAGCAGUAAUGCCGGGCCUGUUGACAAAAAGGUGAUCGCUCCUGAGAAAGCUAGUCCAGAGAAGAAGAAAAAUGAUGGAGAGAUAGCAGAGAAUAAUAAGAAAAAGAGAAGAGAGAAUGGAGAAAAGAAGGAUGCGGGAAGGUCACCGGUGUUUACACAGUCUCUCAGUGAUGUCACUGUGGUGGAUGGAGAGAGGCUGAGGUUGGAGUGUCAGGUGACCUCUACACCCCCAGCACUCAUUACCUGGAUGCUUGAUGGAAAAGUGGUGAAGCCAUCCAAGUUCAUUAUUUUAUCGCAGGAAGGUGAAAAAUGCUCACUUACGAUCGACAAAGCUCUACCAGAGGAUGAAGGGCGCUACACAUGUAGAGCUGAGAAUGCAGAUGGUAAAGCUGAGUGUUCCUGUAUGGUUACUGUAGAUGAUCCUUCAGACCCAUCAGCAGAUAAGAAGAACAGGAAGACCUCUUCUGCUACUCCCACUACAGAAAAUGAAGCCAGAAUAAAGAAGAAACCAGCUCCCCCUAAACAGGGUUCUCCACCUCAGGUCCUACAGUUUUCUGGAGAUCAAAAGAUCAGGGCAGGAGAGAAAGUGGAGCUGUUGUGCAACUUCGGAGGGACGGCACCAAUAACCUGCACCUGGCUCAAGUUUAAAAAGCCGAUCCAGGCAGGAAGUGGGGGCAUUUCCAUAGAGACCACAGAGAACCGCAGUCUGCUGACAAUCGCAGCGAGUGACCAAGAUCACUGCGGCUGCUACACACUGGAGCUCCAGAAUAAAUUUGGCACCAAGCAGGCCUCGCUCAACCUCACCAUCGUAGAUAAACCAGAUCCCCCUGCCGGCAUCCCCGCAGCAUCCGACAUCCGCAUGUCUUCACUGACCCUCUCCUGGUACGGGCCCACUUACGAUGGGGGCAGCAUCGUCCAGUCCUACAACCUGGAGAUCUGGAACUCGAUUGAAAACACGUGGAAUGAUCUUACCUCCUGUAACAGCACCUCUUACCACGUCCAGAAUCUCCUCACCGAUAGACAGUACAAGUUCAGGAUCCGGGCUGUUAAUAUGUACGGAGUUGGAGAACCCAGUGCAGAAUCUGAGCCUAUUACAGUAGGAGUAGAGGAAGUAACAGAGAAAAAGGAAGAGGAAGUUGGAGCCGCUGUUUCUGAUGAUGAUGAGGAGAAAGAACCAGACUACAGAGAUGUAGCAAUAAAGAAAGACUGUAGUGUCAAGGACUUCUAUGACAUUGAGGACCGCCUGGGAACAGGUAAAUUUGGUCAGGUCUUCAAACUAGUGGAGAAGUCCACUAAAAAGAUAUGGGCCGGGAAGUUCCUUAAGGCGUUCUCUCAAAAGGAAAAGGAGAACGUGAGGCAGGAGAUCGAUAUCAUGAACAGCCUCCAUCACCCCCAACUGGUGCAGUGUGUGGACGCCUUCGAGGGAAAGUCUGACAUGGUCAUGGUCCUGGAGUUGAUCUCGGGCGGCGAGCUGUUUGAGCGAAUCAUCGACGAGGAUUUCGAGCUGACCGAGAGAGAAGUCAUCAAGUACAUGCUGCAGAUCAUUGAUGGGGUCCAGUUCAUCCACAAGCAGGGCAUUGUCCACCUGGACCUCAAACCCGAGAACAUCAUGUGCAUAAACAAGACAGGAAGCAAGAUCAAGCUCAUUGACUUUGGCCUCGCUCGACGGCUUGUGGAUUCUGGUUCGCUGAAGGUUCUUUUUGGAACUCCUGAGUUUGUUGCUCCUGAGGUGAUCAACUAUGAGGCUAUCAGCUAUCCGACAGACAUGUGGAGCAUUGGGGUCAUCUGUUACAUUUUGGUUAGUGGUCUUUCUCCAUUCAUGGGAGACAAUGACAAUGAAACCCUUGCUAAUGUAACCUCCGCCACUUGGGAUUUUGAGGAUGAAGCGUUUGAUGAAAUUUCCGAUCAAGCCAAAGACUUUAUCAGUAGUCUCCUAAAAAAGGACAUGAGGGCCAGACUGACCUGUGCGCAGUCUUUAGAGCACUCCUGGCUUAAACAAGACACCAAAAACAUGGAGGCUAAACAGCUGUCUAAAGAGAGAAUGAAGAAGUACAUCCUAAGACGCCGCUGGCAGAAAACCGGGAAUGCGGUGCGCGCCAUCUCCAGGUUCAGCUCAAUGGGAAUGUUAGGAGGGAUUGGCCCAAAAAAAGGUUCUUCGACUGAAGAAGAGGCUCCUGCACCAUUGUUUGAAUGUGUGGAAGAUGAAAACCACACACCUGCACCCCCCACCUUUUCCUCUGUCAUACAAGACGUGGAAGUGGUGGAAGGCAGUGCUGCACGCUUUGACUGCAAGAUUGAAGGCUACCCAGACCCCGAGAUUGUGUGGUACAAGGAUGACCAACCCAUUAAAGAGACACGUCACUUCCAGAUCGACUAUGAAGAGGAUGGCCACUGCAGCCUGGUGAUCUCAGAAGUUUGCCCCGAAGAUGAUGCCAAGUACACCUGCAAAGCCGUCAACAGCCUGGGAGAAGCGACCUGCAUCGCUGAACUGAUGGUGGAGUUUAUGCAGGAGGAGGAGGGGGAGGGAGAUGGUGAAGGUGAUGAAGAGGAACAGGAGUGAAUUUUAGAAGAGCGAGUUGCGAGGACAAAUAGAGAAGGAAUACCACAGGAACUAUGAAGCUCUUAAAUAUUUACACACUUGCCUCUUUGCUUACAGACACUGACUGUUAUUUCUGUGUUUUUCUUACUGCAUAGUUUGGAAAGAGCGAAAAUUGUUUAUGGGUAAAAACUGCUUGCGACAAUCAAAGACAUUCCAGCUUAUGUUUUCUGUCCAAAUUACCCAGACUGAUUAACCGAUAUGGACUCCAAAACUGCAUAUGACAAUCACGUGGUUUUAUAACAACCCAUUGAUGUUGGGACAUUUAAACUCCAUUACCAAGAAUUCCAUCAAGUUUUAUCAUACUGAUCACAUUUAAUAUCGUCAAAGUCAGUACUUGUUGGUGUGAGCAUAUUUUUCUGUGCACAUUUCACAUCUUUAGUCUGCGCUACAGUGCAAUCUAGUGGCAAAACACUUUAAUGCUUUUGUACACUGAAUUAGUCUAGCAUGGUUAUUUUCAUAUAAAUAUAAAGCCAUGAAGACAAUUUAAAUACUCUUUGGAGACGUUAAAGAGUUUUUGCAUUUUGUUUGUUUGAGAUUCAAUUUUUCCUAUGUAACUGAAUGUAGUUCUCCACAUGCACAUCAGUGUUAAGUUGUACACCUGGGUGAGCUGUCUGUCAUGCCUAAAAGUUAAGAAUAGGCAGUAGACUGUCUAUUCUUUUUCUGCUUUGAGUUCAUUUUGUCCUUUUGAGUUAGCCCACUUGCACGUACAGAGCAAUGAAGUGAAUUUUGUGCAUCAACCUGCAAGAAAACCCCUCAUGCCAUAUUUAUAACCCUGUGCAGGCUUCAGAUGCAUUUGAGUGUCUGCACUGUUCUCCAAGAUGAAUUAGGCAUAGAAUUAAGUUUUUUAUUUGACAUGUUUCACUUAGCAUAUUAUGCUCUAAAUUUUCCUUUCACAUCCCAAGAUUCUUGUAGAAGUAUUACAGUGUAUCAAAGAUUGUUUACGUAAGAAAAUAGAUCAAUACGUCUACGAGAGACACUGUUAUAAUAAAUGUUCAUUUAGGUUUAUAUUACAUAAUUGGCAACGAUUAUCUGAACAAUGGUCAAAUAAAUAAAGAGCAUUCCAGCUA